Messenger RNA from Canis lupus familiaris (dog), 4264 nucleotides. It is a transcript of the gene DDX42, whose product is annotated as DEAD-box helicase 42. Gene Ontology annotation, molecular function: nucleic acid binding; RNA helicase activity; ATP binding. The record is from RefSeq and is a predicted model, not a curated record. The transcript is spliced from 18 exons. The coding region runs from base 567 to 3371 and encodes 934 amino acids. NCBI's taxonomy places the organism in Eukaryota, Metazoa, Chordata, Mammalia, Carnivora, Canidae.
UGGCCAUGGUCUAUGGGACCACGUGGCCAGAGAUAUGCGGAAAAUGUUGCCUAGGUCGUAUUUGCAAAGGACCAGAGUUUAGGGAGUCCACAAUUUUAUGUAUAUGUGGUUUCCGCCCAAUUCCUUUUCUUGGGAUUUCUAGACAGCUGUCAUUGCUACGCUUUCUUCACCCCUAGGCCGCCUCCCGGGCUACGAGCGCUCUUCCAGCAGUAGCAGCAGCAGCAGCAGCAGCAGCGUCGGGCGGAGUGAGAAGUCUGGAAGGUGUUCUGGAGCUUUAAGGUCCCGAGCCCGCGGCGCCUUCCGGGAGCCGUAGCCCCAGGCCCCGCCCUUCGGCCCGCGCUCUCUGCACUGCGCAUGUCAGCUUUGCGUUCCCCUCCCCCCGGUCAGCAACGGGCCGAGAAGCGGCGGCGGUGGCGGCGGCGGCGAAGAAGGGGGCGGAGAGGAAGGAGCGCGGCGGACGCGGCCUGGACCGCGCGUACUCUGGCGGUAGGGUUCUCUCCGCGUCGGCGGUAGUGUCAGCUGCCGCUGCAGCCACAGCAGCAGGUCUGUGCGAGAUCAUUGACAUCAUGAACUGGAAUAAAGGUGGCCCUGGCACCAAGAGGGGAUUUGGCUUUGGAGGUUUUGCCAUUAGUGCUGGAAAGAAGGAGGAACCCAAGCUCCCACAACAGUCCCACAGUGCCUUUGGGGCAACCAGCUCUUCGUCCGGUUUUGGAAAGUCAGCUCCACCACAGCUCCCUUCUUUCUACAAAAUUGGAUCUAAACGGGCCAACUUUGAUGAAGAAAAUGCCUAUUUUGAAGAUGAGGAAGAAGACUCUAGCAAUGUUGAUUUGCCUUAUAUUCCUGCUGAAAACUCACCUACCCGCCAACAGUUCCAUUCCAAGCCAGCAGAUUCUGAUAGCGAUGACGAUCCCUUGGAGGCAUUCAUGGCUGAAGUGGAGGAUCAGGCAGCUAGAGACAUGAAGAGGCUUGAAGAAAAGGACAAGGAAAGAAAAAACGUAAAGGGUAUUCGAGAUGACAUUGAAGAGGAAGAUGACCAAGAAGCUUAUUUUCGAUACAUGGCAGAGAACCCAACUGCUGGUGUGGUUCAGGAGGAAGAAGAAGAUAAUUUGGAAUAUGAUAGUGAUGGAAAUCCAAUUGCACCUUCCAAAAAAAUCAUUGAUCCUCUUCCUCCAAUUGAUCAUUCAGAGAUUGACUAUCCACCAUUUGAAAAAAAUUUUUACAAUGAGCAUGAAGAGAUAACCAACCUCACCCCUCAGCAGCUAAUAGAUCUCCGUCAUAAGCUUAAUCUUCGGGUCUCUGGUGCCGCACCUCCUAGACCAGGAAGUAGUUUUGCUCAUUUUGGGUUUGAUGAACAACUUAUGCACCAGAUUCGGAAAUCUGAGUACACACAGCCCACUCCAAUACAGUGCCAGGGUGUGCCUGUGGCAUUAAGUGGUAGAGACAUGAUUGGUAUUGCCAAAACAGGCAGUGGAAAAACUGCAGCCUUUAUCUGGCCCAUGUUGAUUCAUAUAAUGGACCAGAAGGAAUUGGAACCAGGUGAUGGACCAAUUGCAGUGAUUGUAUGUCCUACUAGGGAACUUUGCCAGCAGAUCCAUGCAGAAUGUAAGCGGUUUGGGAAAGCAUAUAAUCUUCGAUCAGUUGCUGUGUAUGGAGGAGGGAGCAUGUGGGAACAGGCCAAGGCCCUUCAGGAGGGAGCAGAAAUUGUUGUGUGUACCCCAGGUCGACUAAUUGAUCAUGUGAAGAAGAAAGCUACCAAUCUUCAAAGAGUCUCUUACCUUGUGUUUGAUGAAGCAGAUCGCAUGUUUGACAUGGGAUUUGAGUACCAGGUGCGAUCCAUAGCAAGUCAUGUCCGUCCUGACAGACAGACUCUUUUAUUCAGUGCAACUUUUCGGAAAAAGAUUGAAAAACUAGCCAGAGACAUCUUGAUCGACCCUAUUCGUGUGGUGCAGGGAGACAUUGGAGAGGCAAAUGAAGAUGUAACACAGAUUGUGGAAAUUCUCCAUUCUGGGCCUAGUAAAUGGAACUGGCUCACUCGGCGUCUGGUGGAAUUUACCUCUUCAGGAAGUGUCCUCCUGUUUGUUACUAAAAAAGCCAAUGCUGAGGAGCUAGCCAAUAACCUUAAGCAGGAGGGUCAUAAUCUUGGGCUGCUUCAUGGGGAUAUGGAUCAGAGCGAAAGAAACAAGGUCAUUUCAGAUUUUAAGAAAAAGGACAUCCCAGUCCUGGUGGCCACAGAUGUUGCAGCCCGUGGUCUGGACAUUCCUUCAAUUAAGACUGUCAUUAACUAUGAUGUGGCACGAGAUAUUGAUACUCAUACUCAUAGGAUUGGCCGCACGGGACGAGCGGGUGAGAAAGGUGUGGCCUAUACCUUACUGACCCCCAAGGACAGCAAUUUUGCUGGUGACCUUGUCCGGAACUUGGAAGGAGCCAAUCAGCAUGUUUCCAAGGAACUCCUAGAUCUGGCAAUGCAGAAUGCCUGGUUUCGGAAAUCCCGCUUUAAAGGAGGAAAAGGCAAAAAGCUGAACAUUGGUGGAGGUGGCCUAGGCUAUAGGGAGCGCCCUGGCCUAGGCUCGGAGAACACGGACCGAGGAAAUAACAACAAUGUGAUGAGUAAUUAUGAGGCCUAUAAGCCUUCCACAGGAGCCAUGGGAGAUCGGCUGACGGCAAUGAAAGCAGCUUUCCAGUCACAGUACAAGAGUCACUUUGUUGCAGCCAGCUUAAGCAACCAGAAGGCUGGAAGCUCUGCUGCUGGGGCAAGUGGAUGGACGAGUGCAGGGAGCUUGAAUUCCGUUCCAACUAAUUCAGCCCAACAGGGCCAUAGCAGUCCAGACAGCCCUAUUGCUAGUGCCGCCAAAGGCAUCCCAGGCUUUGGCAAUACUGCGAGCCUCAGCAGUGCUCCGGUGACCUACCCUUCUGCUGGAGCCCAGGGAGUCAACAAUACAGCUUCAGGGAAUAACAACCGCGAAGGCCCUGGGGGAGGCAAUGGGAAGAGAGAGCGAUAUACUGAGAACCGGGGUGGCAGCCGUCAUGGUCAUGGAGAGAGUGGCAAUCGGCAUGGCGACAGUCCACGCCACGGAGAUGGUGGUCGCCAUGGAGAUGGAUACCGCUACCCGGAAAGUAGCAGCCGUCAUGCUGAUGGUCACCGUCAUGGAGAGAAUAGGCAUGGAGGAGGUGGAAGCCGACAUGCAGAGAGCCGAGGUGCAAACGAUGGUCGGAAUGGUGAAAGCAGGAAAGAGAGUUGUAAUCGUGAGAGCAAGGUGGACCCCAAGGUGGACAGCAAGAUGGACAAGAUGGACAGCAAGACAGAUAAGACAGCUGAUGGUUUUGCUGUCCCUGAGCCACCCAAGCGCAAGAAAAGUCGAUGGGACAGUUAGAGGGUAUGUGCUAAAGUGUGAAAUAAAUGGUCUUUAAUUUUAUUUUUAGAAAGAUUUUUGGUAACUAGGUGUCUCAGGGCUGGGUUGGGGCCCAAGGUGUAAGGACCCCCUGCCCUUAGUGGAUAGCUGGAGCUGGAGACAUUACCCCUUCAUCUGGAUCAAUUUUCAGAUGUCUUGUUGGGAAGCCACUUUGGUCCUUGGAAGCAGUCAAGAGCUGGGAACCUUCUUUUGGGCUCUGGGUGAGUUGUCAUGAAGGUCAGUUUGAGGAUACCUUGGGAGAAUGGGCCUUCUAGGGCACAAAACUCACUCUAGUUUAUAUUAUAUGUAGCGUAUAUUUUUUACUAAAUUGUCACCUUACAAACAUCUACAAGUAAAAUUUCUUUUCUUAGCUGUGUGGCCAGGCAGUCUGCUUUUUACGAGUUGGCUUUUUGCAAAUCCAACCCACUGAAGUGUUUGUUAGCGAUUUGGGGAAGCAUUUUGGUGCUUCUAGACUUUGCAGGGAAGGGAAGUGUCUUAAGUGGGAGUCCAUGCUCAGGUUCCCAGCCAGGUUUGUAUCCAGUCCUGAGACAGGAAGCAGCAGCCUGCAGACCCAGAGAGCCUCCCUCCUGAAGAGGAAGAUGAUCCUGGAAACAAGACUGUUCCAGGUCUGAAGUGUUGCUGAAUUUAAAAACAAAAACUCGACAGCUUUUAAAGUGUCUUCUAUUUCACUGUAUUUUUUUUUAACUUGCCACAAUGGUAGAAAAAUCUUUUGCUGAAAUGAUUUUGAUGAUUUUUGUUCUCUAUCUUGUUUAUAAAAGGAAAAUAUACAUACUUCGAAUUUUGUGACUUUGUGAAGGUUUCUUUAAGAUGUGCAUUCCUUUCUGCUUGCUCUAGUAAAUGUUUUACUACUGGGA